CGUGGGAACAGUUCUGUGUAAAGUUGGGUCUGUGUGAGAAGCCACUACCUUUGGGUUGUGUGUCGCAUUUGGUGCUUUUUCUUCAAGUCGAAAUGGGAGAUUUAAAUGUUUUGUGUUUUCUAGCUUGGACUUGUUUUGUUACUCAAACAAAUGGAGUAAAAACCUACCGGGACAUGUUCCCUCACAAGCAUUCGAUGUCGACGAAGUUCCCACCGAUCCCGGGUUGGAACCCAGACAGCAAUCCAUGGGAUGACUCUCUAUAUCCUCCCUUUGGUCCUAAGGAACUAAUGCGCAGAAAAGGGAAGCCGGUCAAAGUGCGCCUUACCAGCGACAGUCCAGCGAUCAGUGGCUCAAUGGUAUCUUUCACUUCCAAGCUGGAGUACCCGCCCUGUCAGAAGGAGGACGUCAACGGAGAGCUGGUGUGGGAUGGGCACUGUCUGGACGCUAACGGUCAUCUGAAGUCUGGGUAUGUGUUUAACUGGACCUCCUGGCUGGAUGACUAUGGCUUCGGAAAGUGUAAGGACCUGAACAGAUGUAACGUCUUCCCAGACGGAAAACCUUUCCCUCAGAACAAUGACUGGAGACGCAAGGGCUAUGUCUACGUAUGGCACACUAUGGGUCAGUAUUAUGAGACAUGCGAUGGCUCCUCCUCCACACUGACAGUGAACACCAGUGGCAUCACUUUGGGGGCGGAGCUGAUGGAAGUUAUGGUGUACAGGAAACGCGAACGGAGGAAGUACAGCCCCCUGGCCACUGAUAAGAAUGUCUUCUUUGUCACAGACAAAAUCCCAGUGGCAGUGAAUAUGUCCCAGAAGACAGGAACCAACCUGUCAGAGAACGUGUUUGUGCGUGGCACUGACGUGGUGUUCAGUGUGUCCGUUCACGACCCCAGCAACUACCUGAAGACCGCCGACGCUGUCAACUACAUGUGGGACUUCAAGGACGGCAACCAGCUGGUCACGCAUAGCAGUGUGGCCACGCACGCCUACAGCAUGGUGGGCAACGUCAACGUGAAGCUGACCGUGGAAGCGGCGUUCAAGAUCCCAUGCCCCCCGCCCACAACCCCACCCAAAACUGUGAACACGCCUCAAAGUACAGCAGAACCCACGCCUUUCCUUAGUACCACAGGCAGUACUAGAAUAAUGGAGACAACUCAUGGUUCUGUGCCAGUAAUCACCACCAGACCCGCCUCCAAGGGUCCCAACACUGUUCCCGGGACAACUGGUGUUCCGACAACAGAGCCCCUCCCUCCCACAGUGUCAGACAUAACCCAGGGCCCGAUGCUGAACCCGAUACAGCUGUUUGCCCUCUUCUUGUUGGCUGGCCCCAGCGCGAUAGGACUGCCUCCCAGCCCUAGCCCCAUUGCCCAGAUCCACCACAGGCACCUGCCCGCCACGGACUGCUUCCGUUUUCUCUAUGGAACCUUCCAGUCUAAUAUCACCAUCAUCGAAUCCAAGCAUUUAAUCAAAAGUCUGCCAACCAAUCGGAUCGUGGAGGUGUCUGCAGCCAAGGUGACCAACACUGAAUUCAGCUUCCUGGUCAAAUACCUGGGCAGCAGUCCCACCUCGGCGUGCACCAUCGUGUCGGACCCCUCCUGCCACCAGGUGAGGAACAUUGUGUGUGACGACGUGCCCCUGUCUUCAGGGAGCGAGGUGCACCUGCGGAGGACCUUCCUGGAGCCAGGGACCUACUGCGUCAACAUCACCCUGGAGGACGCCAGCAGUCUGGCACUCGCCACCACCACCGUCACCAUCGGCAACACAGACCCGGACACGCCCGUGUCUAAGACAUCACAUACUCCUGAGGUGGUCCUGUCUUCCAGUGCUAUCCUGGUAGCAAUAUUUGCAUUCAUUGCCUUGAUGGUAUAUAAGCGCCAUAAGGUCUACAGGCCUGUAAGGAGAUCUCUGGUGGAAGAAGCAGACGGUAGCGGCCAUGUUGGGUUUGGGGGCCGUAUGGGGCGCCUGAAGGAGCGAAUAUUCCCCGUGAAUGAGGAGAGUCGUCGUCUGCUGACUGACAGACGCCCCCUGUAGACCAGCUGUCAGUACUGCAAACCUGGGGUAUUUUCAGUGAUGUGCUCUGAACAGGACAGAAACAGAAUGAAUAGAGCUUAAUUGAUUCCUUUUCUUGAGUCGCAUAUGAGCGUAUCAGUUCAACAUUAUACAUUUCUAUAUAUAAUUUUUAUAUAACCCUUAACAGGCACCAGGGUGUUUAAUCAGUGUCUUUGGUACCAAACUUUAUAUUUAGCAUGCUUAUAAAUACAGCAAAAAGAUGUGUGUGCGUACAAAUAUAUAUACACACACCAAUAACAAAGCUUCCUCACAUUUUAGUGUACGUCAGUAACUUGUUUACCUUUUACCUGUGUUGAAAAUACUAAUAGCUUGUUGUAGAAAAGCACAUUAAAGAAAUGUUUCCAAUAAACUUAAGAACAUCUUGAAGCUGGGGUGGGGCAAUGUUUUGGCUGGUGUGGCGUUUACUAAUUUUGCCAAAUUUAUGUUUUUCCUUCCUUUAUCCUCCUUGAUCGGUAAACCAAUAAGUAGUUGAGGUGCUGUAAAUUAGUUACUGGAGUAAGUGUUCUUCCUUCUCCACAGCCUCCUUAUAUCAAAGACACUCAUGUGUAUCCCACCACAGAAGAAUUGGCACAUCAUCCCCCUUCAGUUGAAUCAGCUUUCAUUUUUUCUGAGAAAAACAUGACACAGUUAAAAGCAAUAUUCUUUGGCUAUGCAUGGCCCUGUCUGUGGUCUAAGCCACUGCCUCCAAAGCACACAUAUCAAUGCAGAACUGGUUAUAUUGCAGCCCACAGCUAUUGAAGUACAGUUCUCUGCAGUCUUUCCAACAUCCUCACCUCUUAUAAAAACAUUUUUAAAAAGCAUCAAAUGCCCUAAAAUAAAUCUUUGUAAUAACAUUUGUGAUGACGCUUAUUUUAUGAAAUGUCAUGCAUAAUAAACUACUUCAGAGAUUUAUUUUAGGAUCCAUCCACUUCGGUUGAUAAGACAUUAGUGGGAGGGCCUCCACAAGACAAAGGAAUGCAAGCCGUAAUGCAACGGUGUACACAUCAAGGGCCCGCACAGACAGCCACCAGGGGCCAUCUGCGGCUGGCGGGCCAUGCGAUGAAGAACAACUGCUCAGUCCCCAGAAUGGGUUAGAGGCCUCUAGUGGCCAAAACAGUGGGAGAUUCAAAAAUCCUGCCUAGGAAAAAAACCUAAGAAACAAAAAGGAAAUGGGCAAGUAGUAGUUGAUUGUAUAAAUGAUAAAUGCAUUGAAGUUCUUCAUUCGAUGCUCCAACCCCAGCACUGGAUAACAUUUAACAUUUCACUUGAAUUUGAUACCUAUGCAACUGAAAACUAGGUAGCACUGUCCAGUCUAUGCAAUAUGCAUACCCGUUCCAUUUCUUACAUGAACAUAAGUGUUUUAGUUGCUGAAGUUUAAUUUAUAAAAAUGUAAUAUUUG
Esox lucius (northern pike) is the source of this 3447-nucleotide messenger RNA. It is a transcript of the gene gpnmb, whose product is annotated as glycoprotein (transmembrane) nmb. Gene Ontology annotation, biological process: cell adhesion. The record is from RefSeq and is a predicted model, not a curated record. The transcript is spliced from 12 exons. Bases 93 to 2030 code for a protein of 645 amino acids. Gene Ontology annotation, molecular function: integrin binding. NCBI's taxonomy places the organism in Eukaryota, Metazoa, Chordata, Actinopteri, Esociformes, Esocidae.